Messenger RNA from Bradysia coprophila, 1937 nucleotides. RefSeq lists its product as uncharacterized. The record is from RefSeq and is a predicted model, not a curated record. Lineage: Eukaryota; Metazoa; Arthropoda; Insecta; Diptera; Sciaridae.
UCGAGAAACGGAUCAUUCUAACGCAAUAUUUCAGCGAAAGCUAAGGGAAAAAAAUCAAUUCUCCGCGUAAUAACGUGUCAUCACAGUGUAGCUUUGACCUUUCCGGUUCGUGUAGCAUAAAGUUCUUGAGUUUCAAGCGAAGAAAAUUCCAAUUUUUUAUUAUUUUUUAUUAAAAGUAACUCGACACUAAAGCCGCGUGCAAAAAUGAAUGAAUGCGCAGUGUGUUACAAAGAGUCGGAACUAUUGUGUCAGCGAUGCAGAAUUCCGUAUUGUUCGAGAAGAUGUCAAGCUGAAGAUUGGCCCGAACACAAAGCCACAUGCAUUCCCAUGCCACUUCUGGUUGCUGUGAAAAAGCCCGAGUCGUCGAAUUCCAAGCACCAACUGAACGAAUCAGUCUCGAGCGUGUCGCGAAGACUGAAGCGCUACGAAAACAAUUCGGAGCAGACACUGAAGCAACAAGGGAAUGUAUCAGAGUCGAAAAUGCCCGAGUCGCCGAAAUCAAAGCACCAACUGAACGAAUCAGAUUCGAACGUGUCGCAAAGACUGAAGCGCUACGCAAACGAUUCGGAGCAGACACCGAAGCAACAAGGGAAUGUACCAGAAUCGAAUCUGUUGCAGAAACCCAAGCAAGAAGCUCCUGAAGAAGAAGCGACAUUGAGACUUCUGGUUGCUGUGAAAAAGCCCGAGUCGUCGAAUUCCAAGCACCAACUGAACGAAUCAGUCUCGAGCGUGUCGCGAAGACUGAAGCGCUACGAAAACGAUUCGGAGCAGACACUGAAGCAACAAGGGAAUGUACCAGAAUCGAAUCUGUUGCAGAAACCCAAGCAAGAAGCUCCUGAAGAAGAAGCGACAUUGAGACCACCAAAAACCAAACUACCGAGUGAUAUUAUGUCGCAGGCCGACACCAAAGACGCGACAUCAUUGUUCGACAACCCCUUCAAGCGGAACAGUCAGAACAUCGGAUUUAAUACCAAUGACAACCAGAACAGACUUUCGUGUCCUGCUGCUAGAAUACCAUCGUCAAAUCAAACUAAGAAAUCAGAAGCACAACCAACUCCUGGAGAGUCCGAUCAUAAGCCAGCAAUUAUAAGCGAAACUGCUUUUCCUGCUGCUCUUAAAUCGUCAGUGGACGAUGAAACCGAGAAAGCAGAAAUCAUUACGCAGGAUUCUUUCCAAAAUCUUUCGUUGAACGAAAAGAAAGUAGAAGUGGUCGAGACAGAACAAGCUGUCGAAUCAAAGAAAGAGAUUUUCACCGUGAAUGACAUUGAAAUUGUCCCUCUAAUACCCGACAAAAAAAUUGUCUGCUUGGACGCCAGCCACAUCGAGGAAGGUUACGUGUCAGCGUGUCUCAAUGACGGAAAAGCUGUUGCAUUUAUUGACCGCAUGAGUUCCAAAAUCGGUGAAUAUUGCGUGAGCCAAACAAAUGGUUUUUAUCGCCCACAGACCGGCGAGGUAUGUCUGUGCUUGUUCGAUGAGGACAACGAAUGGUAUCGGGCUGUUGUCAUGAACACGAUUGAUGCGGAUUAUUUUGAAAUUAAUUUCAUCGACUUCGGAAACUCGUCGACCGUAUGCAGCGAAAACAUUCGAAAGAUGCCACGAAAAUUUUUGCAUCCUUGUUUGGUGAACAAGUGUUACAUCCGAGACUUUGAUGAUGCAUCAAUCGAGACAAAAUUUAAAAUCGAAAAGUUCUUCUCGACAAAUACGAUCUUUGAGGUGAAGAAUAUGGUGCCGUUGGCGCGUGGCGUAUACGCCUUCGAAUUGGACUGUUAGACCGUACAGAACGAAAAUGUAUUUCUAGCCGUUUUUCCGGACAAUUGUUGAAAUAAUUUACAUUGUAAAUGAAAAUGAAAUCUUAAAAAAAAGGGUUGAGCAAACAGACCGAUGACUGUAAUUCUAUGCAGUUGAUAUAAAUAAACUAUCGUUUCUACCAAAUCGUU